AUGGACGCCUCUACAUUACAAAAACUCGCUCAGUGGGAGCAGGCUCAUGCCAGCGGGAACAAAAAACCUUUGACCGCAAAGGAGUACCCACCUAUGCGAUCAUGUCAGGAUAUCACACUCAAAGAUAUUCAACCCAUUCAGUUGACUCAGAAGAAGGCGCGGAUCGAAGCCUUAUCAGCCCAGGAGAUGCAGGCCUCGGAGCAAACUACCUCACCCAUCGCCCCAACAUCUCCACCUUCAGAGCAUAUCAAGUCAUCAGGACUGUCAAGGAAAACGUACUACGAGUCAUGGGAUAAGUUCGAUGUGGAUAAGGCACUGGAUGAUUUCGAGAGGGACGACAAGCGGUCAAGCGCCAAACCAUCCAGCAUCAGCACAAACUCGACCAAGACAGCGCCAAAACCGUUGUUAGCAAAGCCUACAGGGGUAACAGCUGUUGAUCAGGUCAAACCAGUAACGACGCCUUCAGACUCUGUGGCAGCAGCUAACGCAGAGAAGGAAAAAGGAAACGAGCUGUUCAAGAAGGGACUGUACGCGAAGGCGAUCGAUCACUACUCUGCAAGUAUGGCAUUGGACCCUUCCAACUCAGUUCUUCCAAUCAACAGAGCCAUGGCACUGCUCAAACUUGAAAGAUUUGCAGAGGCUGAGCGUGAUUGCACAUUGGGACUGAAGCUGGACAACAAGAACGUAAAGGCGCUUUGGAGACGAGGUAUCGCACGUCGGUCACUAGGAAGAGUGAAUGAAGCCAAGAAGGACUUUGAAACAGCACUGACGAUCGAUCCUACCAACAAGGCUGUCAAGGAUGAGCUAGCGAAACUUAAACAGGGAUCUACAACAGCAAUACCAUCAUCAACAGCAAAACCCUCUGCAACAAAAGCCUCCGCCACAUCAACACCAGCCUCAAAAACUGUCCCCAAACCUACCACAGCCAAAAAGCAGGAGUUGCCAGCAUCAGAGUCGUCAAAACCACCAGUCAUCUCCAGCAAGCGUGUUUUGAUCAAGGAAGUCGAUAAUGAUGAAGACUCGGAACUUUUUUCACCCGCCGCCACCAAGCGUAUUGCAGCUGAGUCCAAGUCGACUACACCUGCCGCAUCAAAGAUCACACCAGCUGAGGCUACCCCAAAACCUGUUGCCGUUGAAGUCGUCAAGCCCACUUCAUCACCAACACCUACUCCUACCCUUGCGCCCGUCACACCACUCACCAAACCUACUACCCCACCUAUGACGACCAGCAGCUCAAGGACAAACAUGGUUGCACCCUCUACAACCCUUGACUUUCAACGUGAUUGGAAGAGUUACAGCAAGAACAACGAGCUGUUGUACCAAUACAUCAAGCUUAUUCAACCGGAGGCGAUGCCUGGUAUCUUCAAGAGUUCUUUCGAAUCUGACUACCUUUCGUCCAUGCUGACCGUCUUCAGGACAUUCUACAUCCCGUCGGAGGACCCACAGUUGCUCUACCGUAGUCUGGCCAACCUUGGCAAGGUGCAACGUUUCGACAUGGCGCUGAUGUUCAUGACUGGCACCGACAAGAAAGACCUUGUAUCUAUCUUCCAGCAUCUCGCAAGUCAUGUCAACGACAGCACAACGACAUACUCCCAGCAGGACCUUGCAGCCUUGGCGUCCAAAUUCAAAACCACGAACUACUAA
Linnemannia hyalina is the source of this 1644-nucleotide messenger RNA. The record is from the annotation of a GenBank genome assembly. Lineage: Eukaryota; Fungi; Mortierellomycota; Mortierellomycetes; Mortierellales; Mortierellaceae.